GAGUCGCGGUCUCCCCCGCGCGUCUUAACUUCUCUUCUUCAACUUGUACGCGCCUCUUCUCUCUCCCUCUCUCUCUCUCUGCCUCUCUCUCUCUACGCGCGAUGUUCGGUCGCCGGACACCAAACGCCGACGUACGUUCGACGCCGGACCGGUUCCCGCCGCCCUCCCCGAGCUCCACCUACUCCGCCACCCCCUCCACCGUCUCCAGCAAGUCGGGAUCCGGCAGCAACCGCGUCGGGGCUGCCGUCCGGUCGAUCGCCGGCGCCUUCUCCGGCUGCUUCAUGCCGCCGGAGCCCGACGGCUCCAAGAGCUACGGAGUCUCCGAUGAGCUGAGAGCUCGUUCAGCGGCGUCAAACGCAUCGAGAAGUGGCAGCGAGAGAAGCCGCGGUUCGACUCGCGGGAUAUAUACGAGUUCGUAUAAUUCGACGCACGAUAGGGAGCCUGGAAGCGUGACAUUCACGAUGGAAGAAUUACUUGCAGCCACCAGGAAUUUUUCCCCCUCAUUCAAGAUUGGGCAGGGUGGUUUUGGGACAGUCUACAAGGGCAGACUUGCGGACGGAACAGUUGUCGCCGUGAAGCGCGCUAAAAAGAGUGUGUAUGAUAAGCAUUUGGGUGUGGAGUUUCAAAGCGAAAUUCGCACGCUGGCACGGGUGGAACAUUUGAAUUUGGUCAAGUUCUAUGGAUACUUGGAGCAUGAAGAUGAAAGAAUCGUUGUGGUGGAGUACGUUCCAAAUGGAACCCUGAGGGAACAUUUGGAUUGUAUGCACGGUAGCAUUCUUGACCUCGCUGGAAGGCUAGAUAUUGCUAUCGACGUAGCUCAUGCCGUAACCUACCUUCAUAUGUAUACAGAUCAUCCGAUUAUUCACAGGGACAUAAAGUCCUCCAAUAUUCUUCUCACUGAAAACUUUCGAGCAAAGGUAGCGGACUUUGGUUUUGCUAGACUUGCAGCUGACAGCAAUUCUGGUGAAACUCAUGUUUCGACUCAAGUAAAAGGAACGGCAGGCUACUUAGAUCCAGAGUACCUAAGAACCUAUCAGCUUACGGAGAAGAGCGAUGUAUACUCAUUUGGAGUGCUAUUGGUGGAACUGAUCACCGGAAGGCGUCCGAUCGAACCAAAACGCGAACUUAAAGAACGGAUAACUGCACGAUGGGCCAUGAAGAAAUUCACCGAGGGAGAUGCCAUAUCAACCCUGGACCCUAGGCUUGAAAGAAGCGAUCCGACUAACUUUGCCCUGGAAAAGAUUCUCGAGCUGGCUUUGCAGUGCCUGGCUCCGAACAGGCGGAGUAGGCCAAGCAUGAGGAGAUGCGCAGAGAUCCUGUGGGGCGUGCGCAAAGAUUACCGAGAACUUUCACCACAGGACUUCCGUUCGUCGUCUCGUUCCGAAAGGAGCUCUUUAGCGCGGGAAGAAUAAUGGCAUAUGUCAUCGCAUUCUUCACUGCGAUUGAUAUUGCUCAGAGCUGUUUUUCGCUCAAACCAGAGGGAAUCCUUUGUUUUUACAAUACCAUCCGAUGGCGCAGCUAGAUAACCGUGGAAUUGGGAGCAGCUUUGAAGAACCAAUUGAUACUGGUCAAGCAUAAGGUAAAUAAUUAGGAGGAAGCCAAUCGUUGUUGAUUUCUACAAAAUUAUUUUGGGUGGUUAGCCAUUAAAGGAAACCUGGUUCAAACCUGCUUUUUACAGGCCUUGUGUAUCAUAUGGAGGUGCGCUUUGUUUCCUCCCGAUUUUAUGGUUCUGCGAUUUUCAUCUUAUUAUAUAUAUAGAGAACUGUAGUAUGCUUUCCA
Messenger RNA from Syzygium oleosum, 1779 nucleotides. RefSeq names its product calmodulin-binding receptor-like cytoplasmic kinase 2. The transcript has 6 exons. Gene Ontology annotation, molecular function: ATP binding; protein kinase activity. NCBI's taxonomy places the organism in Eukaryota, Viridiplantae, Streptophyta, Magnoliopsida, Myrtales, Myrtaceae. Gene Ontology annotation, biological process: protein phosphorylation. The record is from RefSeq and is a predicted model, not a curated record. Bases 102 to 1412 code for a protein of 436 amino acids.